Messenger RNA from Alexandromys fortis (reed vole), 2280 nucleotides. RefSeq names its product peptidylprolyl isomerase like 3 (gene Ppil3). Lineage: Eukaryota; Metazoa; Chordata; Mammalia; Rodentia; Cricetidae. Gene Ontology annotation, molecular function: peptidyl-prolyl cis-trans isomerase activity. The transcript is spliced from 8 exons. The coding region runs from base 223 to 858 and encodes 211 amino acids. Gene Ontology annotation, biological process: protein folding; protein peptidyl-prolyl isomerization. Gene Ontology annotation, cellular component: catalytic step 2 spliceosome. The record is from RefSeq and is a predicted model, not a curated record.
UUCUGGCUUCCUAUUCUUCUUUGAUUCGUGCACUGGAUCCCGCUGCGUCUACGUUUUAUUUCUUGGGACUUGAUCGGAGUUGUAAACUAGUACUAGUGCCUGCUACUACGGGAAAAGCAAAUAGGGAGGGCGUACGGGAAGACGCUUUUAAAUACGAUCGUCAGGAUUAGGAACUCACCUUCAGGUUUUCUCUGCAAGUCGCCCUGGAACCACUGAGAGAGGAUGUCUGUGACGUUGCAAACAGAUGUGGGAGAUAUCAAAAUAGAAGUCUUCUGUGAGAGGACACCCAAGACGUGUGAGAAUUUCUUGGCUCUUUGUGCCAGUAAUUACUACAACGGCUGUGUGUUUCAUAGGAACAUCAAGGGUUUCAUGGUUCAGACAGGAGACCCAACAGGCACCGGACGGGGAGGCAGCAGUAUCUGGGGCAGGAAGUUCGAGGACGAGUACAGCGAGUAUCUGAAGGUACAGCCUGUGCUUCCUGUUGACACGACAGUACACACUGAUGUCAUUGUGAGCCAGAUGCCACAUCCAUGGCACACACCUGUAAUCCCACCACUUGGGAAGCAACAGCAGGCGGAUGUUUUAGUACCUCCCAAUAGUCCCAAGCUGGUGACCAAGCCGCUAGCACAUGGACCUCUGAGGGUGGAGCACUCCCCUCUGGAGACUGCAGUUGCUGCAGACACUCUGUUCAAGCUGAGGACAGUUCUCAUAGCACAUUGCUCCUCUUCCAGGGUCAUAGAUGGUCUGGAGACCUUGGAUGAGCUGGAGAAGUUACCAGUGAACGAGAAGACAUACAGACCUCUCAAUGACGUGCACAUCAAGGACAUAACUAUCCACGCCAACCCAUUUGCUCAGUAGCUACCGCAGGCCCGGACAGACACUUGGCAAGUUCGUCACUGGGACAUGCCCAUUGGCCUUUAUCCUUCUGGUGUUUACAGUGAUGACAUCUGUCAUGGGGCCAUAGUGUUCACUCCCAGUCGUGAGCAUAUUCUGUACCACUGCUGUUAUCAGUGUUUAAAUACAAAGCAAUGCCUUAUUUUUUUAAGGCUGGACAUUCAUAACUAAGAAUAAGCCUCCAUGUGUGAUUUAUUUGGGAGCUGGGAGGUAGGCCCCUAAAAAGCCAAAAGAAAAACAAAAAAAAAAAAACAAAAAACAGGCCUCUUAAACACAGAAAUUUAAACUUAAAAUAUAAUGUUAGCCAUCACAUAAUCUUAGUUUCAUUUAACAGCAUAUGGCCUCCCAUCCAGCCACCUCCCCCAUGCACAUCUGUGAAGUAUUCUCAUCUGGUUCUGUUUGAAUAACUAACAUCAGUUUUACCCUGGAAACAUUUGUUUCUUGUACUUGUUUAAUAAAAUGCUGAUUGGGGCCGGGUGGUGGUGGCGCAUACCUUUAAUCUCAGCACUCAGGAGGCAGAGGCAGGCGGAUCUCUGAGUUCGAGGCCAGCCUGGUCUACAAGAGCUAGUUCCAGGACAGAAACCAAAAAGCUACGGAGAAACCCUGUCUCAAAAACUUAAAAAAAAAAAUGCUGAUUGGGGCUGGAGAGAUGGCUCAGAGGUUAAGAGCAUUGCCUCCUCUUCCAAAGGUCCUGAGUUCAUUUCCCAGCAACCACAUGGUGGCUCAUAGCCAUCUGUAGUGAGAUCUGGUGCCCUCUUCUGGCCAGCAAGCAUACAGACAGAACACUGUAUACAUAAUAAAUAAAAUAAAUCUUUAAAAAAAAAAACAAAACCCUGUCCUGGAAAGUCUCCAAUCCCUGUCCCUUGUGUCCAGGUCACCCCAGCUCAGCUCAGCUCACCCCAGCCUAGCUCAGCUCACCACCAGGUGUUUCCUGGCAGGCCGGUGGGACAGGGUACUGUGGUCAGGGUGCAAGUGGCAGUUAGGGCUGUUUUGCAAGUUUUGUACUUUUCCACUGCUGAUUGUCAUCCACCUAGGGCAUAUGCUUAAAGCAGUUGCAAGCAAGCUUUUUGAGUUGGGGUCUUACAAGACAUAGCUGAAGCUUUGGUUGCUGCUGUUAAAUCGACAAAACUCCCACCAGCCUGGUCAUAAACUCCAUCAGAGAUCUGAGAAGGUAAAUGUCACCGCAGUAGGCAGGAAAUGCAGACCAAACAGCUGCAGAAUCUAAUAAAAAAAAUGACAGAAACUAACCCUGGCUCGAAAAAAAAAAAAAAAACAUUUAAACGGUUGCAAUCAGGGCGCGCGUGCUCCUUCUGACCUUGCUUCCCUCGCCCUCUGCAGUGCGAUGUUUGCAGAGUCAGAUCAGGUUUUUCUGUGAGCUGAGGAGAC